This is a messenger RNA of Trypanosoma grayi, 903 nucleotides long. RefSeq lists its product as hypothetical. The transcript has a single exon. The record is from RefSeq and is a predicted model, not a curated record. Lineage: Eukaryota; Euglenozoa; Kinetoplastea; Trypanosomatida; Trypanosomatidae. The coding region runs from base 1 to 903 and encodes 300 amino acids.
AUGCAGUACCUGCGCUCACUGUUCUUGACACCAGACGAGGCCCUUUCACGGGAGCGGGUGCGAAACGAAAUCGCGCUGGAGAAUUUAGCAAAGGCGCGUCUGCAACUAAGGAGCGAGGAAGACCGUCUAGAGAAGGAGGUGGCGGAGCUAGACAAUGAAUUGCAGGCGAAGCGCAGCGCGCUCGCCGCUGUGGCGAGACCGAUGCUGAAUGAGUUUGAUGAAGUCUCACUGGCGCAGCACUACUACCAAGAGGUAUCGAACAUAGCAGCGAGCCACCUGCGCAUUGUGUCGCAGCUCGCCGACCGCGAGCUCGGCGAGUUUGGCUACGUCAGCAAGAAGCUGAUUUCCGUCGGCCUUAACUACGAGGUGCUGAAGCUGCGUAUGGCAAGCGGGGGACCAUUCAGAAGCGAGCUCUCCACCGUCCUCAAGGACGCUGAAAGCGAUGACUUGACGCUCAUUGCUGCACCGCUUCAGAGGGUGAUGAAUAUCCCUCCUGCCGCUGCAGUUCGGGCCACCGCCUUCGAUCUCGCUCGCGCCAUUGAGGAGGCCGGCAAAGGGCCGGCGCGCGAGCCGGUGCGUGGGUGGCUGGACUUCCUGAAGUUCCGCACGUCCUUUAGCCCGACAAUGCUUGAGAUGCGGCAAGUGCGUGCCCGCCGUGCCGCUGCGCGGUUUCUUGGCCAUGUGGAGCAGGGCGAGUAUCACCUGGCGAUGGGUGUUGCCGAGGAGAUUUACACAGAGGCGAGGCGUGAGGUGGUGGCGAACGAGGCGCUGCUCACGAUAGCCUUUGAGGCAUUUAGGAAUAAUGUACUUCCAAACAUCGCGUCGGAUGUUUUUUCACGCUACGCCCGAGCCUCACUCGACGCGUCUCGGUAUGCCUGUGUGGAGAAGAUGUUAAAGGAGUAG